Molecule: messenger RNA, 1576 nt
Organism: Tarenaya hassleriana
Lineage: Eukaryota; Viridiplantae; Streptophyta; Magnoliopsida; Brassicales; Cleomaceae
Product: transcription factor MYB34-like
Exons: 3
Coding region: 370-1401 (343 amino acids)
Source: RefSeq, a predicted model, not a curated record
UUGACAACUCUCUCUCUCUCUCUCUCUCUCUCUCUGCAAUGAGCUUAAGCUUCACUUCUGUCCUAGCAGCAACCGGUCUCGGUUUUUGUAUAAUUUAAUUCUAAAACUCCGCAGGCUCUGUGAGCGAAAUGAGAAAAGGAUCACGUGUUCCUCGCCAGCAAAGCAUAUCCGUGAGGAAGAUUUUCAGGUGUCUCUUGGUGUUGAUUAGGAGAUCCAUCAAAUUCUUAUAGUCGUAUCCUCUCUCGCCAUUGGGUUUCCAAGAAUAGAAAGUCCUAUGAAUGCCCCGAGAUAAACUAGGUUUUAGGUUUAAUUGGAUCUAGCUUAUUAUAUAUUAGUAACAACAUAUCAUUAAGAAGAGGAGGAAGAAGAAUGGUGAGAACGCCAUGUUGCAAAGCAGAGGGACUGAAGAAAGGAGCAUGGACCGCCGAGGAGGAUCAAAAGCUCAUUGCUUAUGUCCAAGAACAUGGUGAAGGCGGCUGGCGCACCCUCCCCGAGAAAGCAGGAUUAAAGAGGUGCGGAAAAAGUUGCCGAUUGAGAUGGGCCAACUAUCUAAGACCCGAUAUCAAAAGAGGAGAGUUUAGCUUCGAAGAAGAAGAGACUAUCAUCAAGCUUCAUGCUAUAAAGGGUAACAAAUGGGCGGCAAUUGCUCACCGCUUGCCAGGACGAACAGACAAUGAGAUUAAAAACUAUUGGAACACUCACAUCAAGAAACGCUUGAUCAAAAAGGGUAUCGAUCCCCUUACCCAUAAACCGAUCAAUUCGACCGACAGGGAAACCGGAACAACCGAAUCUCAUCAUAAACCAGCCGGUUCUUCCAGUUCGGUUAAGCUCCUUAACCGUGUGGCCUCAAAGCUCGCCGUCGAUCUCAACCGGAAUCUUCUAGCCGGAAUCAUCAACGGAAUCUCCGACAAGGCAGAUUCUCCGAACGGAAAUUCGUCUUCCACCAAUGCGACAACGACGACGUAUUCCAAGUUUCUCAACAAGAUGGCGACCAAACCGGAUGUUCUCAAGUCGAUUUUCGCGGCGAGCGAGAACAAUGUCUCUUUGUCCGCCUCCACAUCUUCGGGAUUCUCCGAAGAAUUUCUAGAAACUUCCAUGCCGGACUCUGAUUUCAUGCAGUGUUUGAUCAGCACACCAAGCGGAGAUCAGUCUCUAGUCGACGAUCGUCGGCUCGAGUUCGGUAAUUUAUUCAGCAACGAAGAGAUGUCGGACAACCAUAUGAUGAGAAUGGAUAACGUCGGGUUUAUGGAGGAAUUAAAAAACAUUAUCGGCGAGGAUUAUAUCAAAGAUUCUCCUGAAAUUACAUCUGGAGAAGAGUUCCCACGUUUUUGGAACUACGAGGACAUGGAGUUGGAGAACAUCGUCCGUUCGUCGGAUUCGCCGGUUCGUGUUUUAGUCUGAGCAAUCUUUAUUAAUAAUUUGUGGAACAUUAAAUCAAUUUUAGAGUUGAUUUUCCUUGGCCUAGAUUGGAUCGAUCUGUUCCUCGUCAGAGUUGUCUUUUAGUUUUUUUUGUCUUCUGUCGUUUAUUGGUGUUGUGCCACGCGGUGUGUAAUAAUAUCCGGUGCGUUAAAAAAUA